UUCAUUCUCAGUCACAGCUCUAAGAUUAUCUCCGAAACCCUGUCUUCUAGUGCUAAAAUUAAAAUAAAGGAGAUAUAAUUUUGAGGUGGUAAAAUUUAGUCUGCAUAUCAAUAAUGAGGCUGGGUUGUAUUGGUUUUUCGUGAUAUGCAUGUUCUUUGUCCUGUGCGUGGAGUGCUGCACGUGUUUGGUGAACGGGCAAUUCUCUGAGAGACAAAUAUACAAGUUCAACUACAAACCCCAGUUCUAUCUAGAUAAUCUAUAGGUACUUUGAUGGAGCCUUCGAAAAUCUUUGGCUGUAAAGAAGAAUAUAGUAGCAGUAGUGUGUCAGGAUGGACAAUGUAUAUUGGCUCUCCAGUCCAUGAAGCCGAUUGUGAUGAUGGUGAUGAACAUGAUCACACCUCUUACAACGAAGGACACAACUACAGCAAAGAUAAUCUUGGCUUUGAAUACAAUGAUGCUAACGAUGAUAGUGAUGAUUCCAUGGCUUCAGAUGCCUCUUCUGGCCCAAGUAAUCGAGAGCUUUCAUGGGGAAGCAAGAGAAGCCCUUUUGACAAGCAUGCACCUGGCAAUCUUUCUUCAAAAGAGAAACUUCAUUGUGAAGAGAAGAAGAAAGAAAGGAGAAUCAAAGUUGAGAGAGAUGAGUCUGUGCUUAAAGCAAAAGCUGCUUCUCCUCAAGCGCGAAGUAGAGGCAAGGUGAGGAAAACAAACUAAAAGGUGACCAAAAAGGAAAGAAUGUUUUGUCAAAUGUUUUGCAGUUCUCAAUAUUUUGAUUGCAAAUGUAUCAUUUAUCAAAAAGAACUAAUGUGUUGUAAGUGUUGUCUCUAUUCUAUGUUGAUUCUUCCCAA
Molecule: messenger RNA, 845 nt
Organism: Mangifera indica (mango)
Lineage: Eukaryota; Viridiplantae; Streptophyta; Magnoliopsida; Sapindales; Anacardiaceae
Product: protein SOB FIVE-LIKE 1-like
Exons: 2
Coding region: 271-711 (146 amino acids)
Biological process (GO): cytokinin biosynthetic process
Source: RefSeq, a predicted model, not a curated record